AUGAGUCGACUAGGUCAAUCUUGCUACCAAAAGAGGAAGGACAAAAAGGACAUGACAAUCAUUCGACGACGACACGUACGGGGUAAGAGUACAACGGUUCUAUUGAGGGGAACCUUGAGGAUCAAACCCCAGUCCAAAACUAUGGAUAAAGUCACCGGAACAGCGAUAGCAAAGACGAGGAUGUUGAUCUUGAAUAAUGCAAUCAAGAAAAGUGCUGCAUAUGCAGUGACGGUAAAAGUAUGGAGACCUCAGGGUGCAUUGAGAAGUGGAGACGGAGAGUAUUUAGCUAGUACCGUGAAAAACUCGUACAAUGAACAACGUCGCAAUUCAUGGCAGAGCAAGCAUCUAGCAUACGCAAUGGUAUACGACAUUAUGCUUAAAGUUGUCAGUUACCCCGAUGACGGCAAGAUGAUGGAUUAUGCAGGUACAUCUUUCAAAGCCUGA
Sclerotinia sclerotiorum 1980 UF-70 is the source of this 444-nucleotide messenger RNA. RefSeq lists its product with no specific name. The coding region runs from base 1 to 444 and encodes 147 amino acids. The transcript is spliced from 6 exons. Lineage: Eukaryota; Fungi; Ascomycota; Leotiomycetes; Helotiales; Sclerotiniaceae. The record is from RefSeq and is a predicted model, not a curated record.